Dinoponera quadriceps is the source of this 1318-nucleotide messenger RNA. It is a transcript of the gene Phb2, whose product is annotated as prohibitin-2. Gene Ontology annotation, cellular component: membrane; mitochondrion. Gene Ontology annotation, biological process: mitochondrion organization. The coding region runs from base 68 to 1162 and encodes 364 amino acids. The record is from RefSeq and is a predicted model, not a curated record. The transcript has 6 exons. Lineage: Eukaryota; Metazoa; Arthropoda; Insecta; Hymenoptera; Formicidae.
UCACGAUAUUUUCGCCGGUUGGUCGGUGGUGUUUCUGUUAAUCAAUUACGCGGCAUAAUUUCUCGAAAUGGCGCAAAAUAAAUUCAACGAUCUGGCAUCGCGUUUUGGCAAGGGCACGAACGGCGUUCCUUUGAGCGUGAAGGUCCUCGCUGCUGCCGGCGUAGCGGUCUACAGCGUUUCCAAGGCCAUGUAUACAGUGGAGGCUGGACACAGAGCUAUUAUAUUCUCUAGAUUGGGAGGUAUUCAGAAGGAUAUUAUGACUGAAGGCUUACACUUUCGUAUUCCAUGGUUCCAUUAUCCGAUUAUUUACGAUAUUAGAAGUAGACCCAGGAAGAUCUCAUCGCCUACAGGAUCUAAGGAUUUACAGAUGGUCAACAUUUCACUACGUGUACUUUCGCGUCCUGAGGCUUCCACAUUGCCAAUAAUGUAUCGUCAACUUGGUCUGGACUAUGAUGAAAAGGUAUUGCCAAGCAUUUGUAAUGAGGUGCUGAAAUCCGUUGUUGCAAAAUUCAACGCUUCGCAACUGAUCACUCAAAGACAGCAAGUAUCCAAUAUGGUGCGCAAAGAGUUAACAGAGCGCGCUCGGGACUUCAAUAUUAUUCUGGACGAUGUCUCGAUAACGGAGCUUAGUUUCGGCAAGGAAUACACUGCUGCUGUUGAGGCUAAGCAAGUAGCUCAGCAAGAAGCCCAAAGAGCAGCUUUUGUAGUGGAAAGAGCCAAACAAGAGCGACAGCAAAAGAUUGUACAGGCCGAGGGAGAAGCGGAAGCAGCGAAAAUGCUUGGUAUAGCUGUUGGUCAGAAUCCUGGAUACUUGAAGCUGCGCAAGAUACGAGCUGCGCAAAACAUCUCUCGGACGAUCGCCGCCUCCCAGAACAGAGUGUAUCUCAGUGGCAACAGUCUGAUGCUGAAUAUACAAGAUCCAACCUUUGAUGAGAGUUCGGACAAGCUGAAAAGUCACGAAGGUGUGAGCUGGAAGAGUUGGGACGAGGCGACUGACCAUGCUGUUCGGAGCCUAAAUACCGGUUCUCAUCGAUCAUUGCCGUCGAGUAGUAGUAUCAAAUGGCUCGACGAGCUCGAAGUUCGGCCACGUGCGCUACAAAAUCCCGUCAUCCCCUUCCUACUGGAGUCUGCCGACGACAGUGCUAAACGGAUAGUACCGUGACGAUAAGAGAGAUACUGCGACGCGAGCAUAUCCUUCACCCGAUAAGAAUCCCACACCUUAACCGACCACCAUCCUCUCAUGGAACGCUGCUCUAUUUUUUUUUAAGUCUUCAUGACUGCGGCACAAGUAGAAUAAAUAGUAUAUAAUGGAUCGUGA